AUGGCAAGAACCGUGCCCGACUUACAACAAGCAAUAAGGAUCUUAGGAUUUGCUGGGUGCGGUGUCUCUCUCGCGACAAUGACAGCCAUAACACUGGAUCGUUUCGUAGCUCUUCAUUAUCACCUGCAGUAUCCAAAUUUAAUGACAACGAGCAGGGCGAUCUAUGCACUUGAAACUAUUUGUUCCACCAUAGCGUUCAUGAACUCGUCUAUUAAUCCAUUUUUAUAUUGCUGGCGUAUGGCCGAGCUCCGAACGGCAGUUUUUAAGACAGCAAGGCUUUUAUCUUGUAGAGAAACUGAUGGAAGUGCUCCAACCUAA
Molecule: messenger RNA, 318 nt
Organism: Stylophora pistillata
Lineage: Eukaryota; Metazoa; Cnidaria; Anthozoa; Scleractinia; Pocilloporidae
Biological process (GO): G protein-coupled receptor signaling pathway
Cellular component (GO): membrane
Molecular function (GO): G protein-coupled receptor activity
Source: RefSeq, a predicted model, not a curated record